Messenger RNA from Corylus avellana, 1422 nucleotides. RefSeq names its product RAB GTPase homolog A5A (gene RABA5A). The record is from RefSeq and is a predicted model, not a curated record. NCBI's taxonomy places the organism in Eukaryota, Viridiplantae, Streptophyta, Magnoliopsida, Fagales, Betulaceae. Gene Ontology annotation, molecular function: GTPase activity; GTP binding.
CUCGCUGGCUCGGUGCGCUCGCUUCUUAUUCUCCAUCAAUCCCAAAAGCCCAAAGCCUAAUUUUCCAAGAAAAUAAAUGUUAAAAUCCCUAAUUUUUUCAUUAAUCAUAUAAUUUCAAUAGCACUUCUCGCUAGAUCCUAUCUUCAACGGCUACAAAUUCGCCUCUGUUUUGAUCGGAAAUCUGAGAGAAAGAGGGACAGGGAUCGGACGGCACUCGAUCUCCAGAUUCUCUCCGGAACUUUAAAGCUGUUCACUUUUCUUGGAGGGGCAUAUUGGAAUUUUACCUUAAAAAGCUCCAUAUGGAAGUGGCUAGAAGCUGAGGGUGGAUCAGAAGUUCCAAAAAUUUUCAGACCCCACCCGAUGUGAGCUCCAGAAGAUAGGGGGGAGGUCUUAUAUUUAUUAGGCAAUAUUGUUAUCCCUGAAAAGACCCAAAACCCAGAAGGCUACUCAUAUAAAUAUGGCUUUAUAAAGUGACAAUCUCUCAAGGUUGGAAGAUGGCCUUUUAUUCUGAAGAAGAAAAAUCUGAGGAUUACCUCUUCAAGAUUGUUUUAAUUGGUGAUUCAGCUGUUGGAAAAUCAAACUUGCUUGCAAGAUUUGCUAGAGAUGAGUUCUACCCUAAUUCAAAGUCAACAAUAGGAGUGGAGUUCCAAACCCAAAAGAUGGAUAUCAAUGGAAAGGAAAUCAAGGCUCAGAUCUGGGACACAGCAGGUCAAGAGCGAUUCAGGGCUGUUACAUCUGCAUAUUAUAGAGGUGCAGUUGGAGCUCUUCUUGUGUACGACAUCAGUAGACGCCAGACAUUUGAUAACAUUGCCAGAUGGCUUAAUGAACUUCAAACGCACUCCGACAUGAAUGUUGUCACGAUACUUGUUGGCAAUAAGUCUGAUCUCAAGGAUGCGAGGGAGGUAUCGACUGCUGAAGGCAAGGACUUGGCAGAAGCACAGGGUUUGUUUUUUAUGGAAACAUCUGCUCUUGAUUCCUCCAAUGUAGCCGCCGCUUUUCAGACAGUUGUGACAGAGAUCUACCAUAUAUUAAGCCGAAAAGUGAUGAUAUCUCAAGAGCUCAAGAAACAAGAUCCUACCUGGAUGGGAAAUGGAAAAACUGUGGUGGUCUUGCAGGGAGGGAACCAAGAAGCAGCUGUAGAGCCUAGAAAAGGUUGGUGUUGCUCAUCUUGAAGCUACACGCCAUGUCUCUCAUCUUUUUGCUGGUCUCCCAAGCCUAAAUUUUCUAGUCAAUCUCCACACUUUUCUUCUUCAUCUGAUCAAAUUUUUUUAUUUUAUUUAAAAUGUCAAUUUAAACAUCACUUGUUCUGAGUCAAUGAUGGCUGAAUAGAAAUUGGGGUAGAGUAAGUGACUUGUAAUGGGAUUAAGAAAAUUAUAUUUUACAAUGUUCAAAUUUCAUAUCUACUCAUUAUGUUUUUAUUUA